Molecule: messenger RNA, 2502 nt
Organism: Scatophagus argus
Lineage: Eukaryota; Metazoa; Chordata; Actinopteri; Scatophagidae
Gene: pfkfb4a
Product: 6-phosphofructo-2-kinase/fructose-2,6-biphosphatase 4a
Exons: 14
Coding region: 189-1706 (505 amino acids)
Biological process (GO): fructose metabolic process; fructose 2,6-bisphosphate metabolic process
Cellular component (GO): cytosol
Molecular function (GO): ATP binding; fructose-2,6-bisphosphate 2-phosphatase activity; 6-phosphofructo-2-kinase activity
Source: RefSeq, a predicted model, not a curated record
UUAAAAUAUGCUUGCGCCUUUUCAGCACUUACGGUAUGAAAUUUGCUGCGUCCAUUCUGCGGUCAUUACGGCCGACCGUUGGUUUUCAUCUGUGGCCAGAUCGGAGCACGUGACAGCACUCACAGAGAGAUAGAGAGAGGGAGAAAGACAGACCACCCGGCUAUCUCCAUCCCCGCAUAUCCGCGCGGAUGAAACACCGGUCACCUUCACCUUCAGAGCAGCAUCACGGGAAGCGAUCCCGUGUUCUCCCCGCGGCUGCCGCCACCUCACAGCAGGACGGAAUGGAGGACAAAACACCGUCAAAUCCGCGGGAACUCACCCAAAACCCGCUCAAGAAGAUCUGGAUGCCGUGUAAAAAUGGCCUUCCUGAAAGACACAUUUCUCAAAGAAAGGUAUGUAUGACCAACUGUCCCACCCUGAUUGUGACAGUCGGCCUUCCUGCCAGGGGGAAGACCUACAUCUCCAAGAAGCUGACCCGCUAUCUUAACUGGAUCGGAGUGCCCACCAGAGAGUUUAAUGUGGGACAGUACAGGAGAGAGUGUGUGAAGAUCUACAAGUCCUUCGAGUUCUUCCGUCCAGACAACGAGGAGGGGUUGAAGAUCAGAAAGCAGUGUGCUUCAGCAGCCUUGAACGAUGUGCGACAGUAUCUCACAGAAGAGGGAGGCCAAGUGGCGGUUUUUGAUGCAACAAACACCACCAGAGAAAGGAGAGAAACCAUCAUCCAGUUUGCGGAGCAGAAUGGCUUUAAGGUGUUCUUUGUGGAGUCUGUGUGUGAAGACCCAGAUGUCAUAAAGGAGAACAUAGUGCAAGUGAAGCUGGGUAGCCCCGACUACACCAACUGCAACACAGAGGAGGCGGUGGAAGAUUUCAUGAAGAGGAUCAAGUGCUAUGAAAACUCGUACGAGACACUGGAUGAAGUCCUGGACAGUGAUCUCUCCUACAUCAAAAUCAUGGACGUGGGUCAGCGGUUUUUAGUCAACAGGGUGCUGGACCACAUCCAGAGCCGUAUCGUCUACUACCUCAUGAACAUUCACAUCACUCCGCGCUCCAUCUACCUGUGCCGCCAUGGCGAGAGUGAGCUCAACGUCAAGGGUCGAAUUGGAGGAGACUCGGGCCUCACUCCCAGAGGCAAAGAGUUUGCAAAGAAGCUGAGUCAUUUCAUCGAGGCGCAGGACAUCAGCGACCUGAAGGUGUGGACCAGUCAGAUGAAGCGAACCAUCCAGACCGCUGAGGCCCUCGACGUGCCCUACGAACAGUGGAAGGUCCUGAACGAGAUCGAUGCAGGUGUGUGUGAGGAGAUGAUGUACGAGGAGAUCCAGGACCAUUAUCCUUUAGAGUUUGCUCUGAGAGACCAGGACAAAUACCGCUAUCGGUACCCGAAAGGAGAGUCCUAUGAAGACCUGGUGCAGCGGUUGGAGCCGGUCAUCAUGGAGCUGGAGCGGCAGGAGAAUGUACUGGUCAUCUGUCACCAGGCGGUCAUGCGAUGCUUGUUGGCCUAUUUCUUGGACAAGACGGCAGAGGAACUGCCGUACCUGAAGUGCCCGCUGCACACUGUACUGAAGCUAACGCCGGUGGCCUACGGCUGUAAGGUGGAGUCCAUCAGCUUAAAUGUGGAAGCAGUAAACACACACCGAGAAAGACCAGAGAACGUAGAAGUGACGCGGAUAUCAGAGGAGGCUUUGCAAACAGUGCCAGCUCACCAAUGAGGCAGUGCUCCUCACCUUUCUUACAUGCACACUGUACCCUUCAAAUGCUCAAUACACCUGCCAAGCUCAGCAUCUUCUUGUAGACUUUCUUCACCACCUUCCUUCGAUUAAAUUACUCUUCACUCUCCUUAUCUUCUGUUUUUCCUCCAAUUAUAUUUUAAUAUGUGAUGAUGAUGGAAAUUGACUGGAAUCCAGUUUCUAAUUUUGAUUAUUAAUCUUCUGACACGGAUUUCGUGCCGUGCAUGUUCUCCCAUUUUUGGAGAAUAAAUGAAAAGAUGAUGAAGGUUUUUUUUUUCCCUUCUUCUUCUUCUUCUUUUUGAGCUGAUGCUGCAGUCUGAACUGUGAAGCAGUGAAUCUCCAGCACCUUUUCAUGUUGAAGCCGUGAUUACGUGCAGUUGAUUUUCUCAUUGAUCUUACCUGUUGAACUGAGUUUUAACUUUUUACCAGUGUCUCAUCACUUUAUAUUUCUGUUGGUAAAAUCCAGGACACUGAGCUUGGUUUUUUCAGCAUUGCACAACUUAGGUUUUGUUUUUUUGUUUUUUUUAAUAUUUUGCACAUAAAAAUCAACUCUGUGUUUAUCACCUCAUUAAAUGUCUUUGAUUGCAGUUUGUCUCCAGUUUUAGGUCGUUUAACACUGUCUAAUGAAGAUCCUGAAACAGUCGUACUUUGUUUUGUUUUUUUUUGUUGUUGUUGUUGUUCAGUUAUGUGAAGGUUAUUCUGGUAUAUUCACUGAUCAGAAGCUAUUUCUGUUUAAUGUUUCAAAAUAAACGACACCCAACAAUUUCAUGUAUCCUUA